Ilyonectria robusta is the source of this 2873-nucleotide messenger RNA. RefSeq lists its product as uncharacterized. The record is from RefSeq and is a predicted model, not a curated record. Bases 98 to 2716 code for a protein of 872 amino acids. The transcript has 6 exons. NCBI's taxonomy places the organism in Eukaryota, Fungi, Ascomycota, Sordariomycetes, Hypocreales, Nectriaceae.
UAAUCCCUCAACUCCGCAAUCCCACGGUUGAGUUGUCUGUUCCCAUAAACCUCAACGUGCCCCCCGAGUUCCCGCCAGCAGCCGGGGGCAGCUCCUGAUGGCAGGCUUCAUACAGCCUGGAGACAUUAUUAACUUUGGACGGUUGGCCUGGGAUAUUUACCGCUACGGCUGGUCCGACGAUCUUAACGCAACGAGACAAUACGCCGAGUUUGGCAGAGACGUCAAGUACCUCGCCGAAAGCCUCGACAUCCUCACCAGCGUCGUCACCCAGGCCAACUCGUCACUUCAAAGGCAAGCCGGAUACAACGCAGUAGCGCGAUGGGAUCGUACGUCCUUGGGCCAGAUUAUUGGCGACUAUCAUGCCACGCUUCGUGAAUGUCAAGAAUUACUAAGAUCGAAUGAGCGGUACCGCACGGGGGGCAAUCCGUUGCGCAAUAUUGAAUGGAACGUGCUCGUUCAACCCACCGCCGAUCAGCUGCGUCAGCGAAUUUCUCUUCACAACUCCAAAGUUCUUCAUGUAUUGAAGCCCUUCGAGAUCGAUCUCCUCUGUAGGGUCCGGCAGGAUAUUCAGCAUAUGCACAACGACCUUGUUCAGAGGAUCAACGCCGUUCAUCAUGACAUCUAUCGAAUCAUGGGCGUGCUCGUCCCUGACCUCGAACAGGCGCUCAACCAACAGGCCCAUCGCCGUAUCGUUCUCCUCGAUGUUCCAAUCGACGUGGCAGAACGAUUUCGAUUCGAGGCCCUCACGGAUCGACCGGAAUACCGCACUGACGCCGAUUUUGAGCUUGGGGAACUGUCUGAUGCCUUCAUCUUGAACUUCAACAAGGCAACCAUCAACUUUCGGAGCGGUAUGGUCGUCACAGAGCGUAUCCCGCCUACCGACCAAUACCUCAACCUCCUGAAGUGCGUCUGGCUUUUUAAAAGGAUUCGAGAGUCGCCACCCCUCCAGAACGUAGACUAUGAAUCGCACUGGCCUUCAUAUGUCCGGCAGCUCGAAGACGACCUUUCGACCCAAUGCACUCGAUUUGGGCAAGAACUUGUCCAACCGGACUUGAUUACCCCGAUGAUGAGGCGAGAUCUAUUCUCAAUCUGGCCGGAGAGAGAGCCAACGCCGCUCGUGCCUGUCGUGACUGGGGACGAGAUGAUGGAGCAACUACUCGAAGUACCGUUGAAGAGCCCUGCAGCAAAUGUCGAACAGACGGCCAAGCUUCUUAGGCGCAUGGGCGCGGAUGGCCGCAGGUUUCGGAUCAUGAUCACAGGCACUGAGCAGACGCCAUCAGGGCGACCGCGACGACAAACCGAGGUGAUUGACUUUGAUAUCACUUCUGUAAUCAUCAACCCGCAAUAUGCCCUGCCAAAUAACCCCGGGAUGAUAAGGGAGGUGAUUCUUCGACGGGACGAGAGGAUCGCCAGGAUGGCGUUUACGAAGUUGAGUCAUGUCCUCAAAUUCCAACAGGCCAUCACAGGUUUUAAACCCUACGAAUCAUAUACACAAUACAACGUCAUGGUCAGCUUCGUUGUCGUCGGACGCAAAGAUCCCCUCGUUGAGAGAGCAUCCAUCCAACUCUGGAUUCCAAAGGAGGUUGAUGGGUCACUGGUCACUACUAGUGACGCCGCAGCAGCUGCGACACAAAUUCCUUCUCCUUCUCGGACAGGCUCAAUGGCAACAUCCAGCUUUGGAGCCGCACCCACUUCGCCAGGCUUCGGCCGUGAUACCUUUACAGCGUCACCGAGCCCAUUUAGAAUGUCCGGGGAACGUCUCUCGACGAGUCCACCCGGCCGGCAACCCGGUCUCCAGACAAUCCCACAACGACAACCUCCCAGCCCGGGAAUGUUUUCCACGUCGUGGCCACGGCAAGGCUCACCAGCUGCCAUGGGUACUACCCCACCAGAUCGACAAAGCUUCAUGGGAAACGUACAGUCACCAGAUAGACAAAGCGGCUUUUGGGGAAAUAUUCAGUCACCGGUUCGAAGGCCAGUCGGUCAACCACCAUCAUCGCGCCGGAGCAGCACCUUAGCCACUACCAACGGGACCUCACCUGGUCGCUCGCUCAGUAUCUCUAGCGCCGUUUCGACAAGCGCUGUCUCCAAUACCAGCAACUCGUCAGGGAGCGAUGUGCGCAGCACAACAAUAUCGACAGGGACCAAUACAACAGGCCUCUUGCAUCGACGACCGCCGAAGCCAAUGUUAGUGCUCUUCACGCAGAACCCGCAAGACGGCAAGUCGUCGUUCGUCACGGUUCAGAUCGACGAGGAGACGUCUGUGAACCCCGAUCGCUGCAACUGUCGGAGGUCCGGGCGAGAGGGAACAAUGUGUCCUAUUGCCGCCAUCGAGAGGCGUGGAGGUGACGCUGACCUGCCCGCGCGGCGCUACGAGUCGACUUCCUUGACGGGGGGAGAGAUGGACUGGAAUAUUGCGCGCCUCGCGCUCAAUAACCCAGCAUCGACGAGCAACGCCGCCUCGUGGGAAAAGUUAAAGCGCCUGAGCAUCAUGUUUCCAGAACCAACCACCAGAGCAGCGUUCGGGGGGACACCAAACCAGUGUCGUUGUAAGAAUAGAACCGGGGGCGAGCUGACGGACUGCUUGAACAGCGGCCACAAGGGACUGUGGGGUAAGGUGCAGGAAGUUUACAGGAGACAGGCGAAUGCAUACCACCAGUCGAGAUACGGGGCGCAACAGCAGGUUGUAAAUGGGCUGAUGACGAGGAAUGAAUGAACAAGGUUAUACCACAGGACAAGGUUAUGUCAUAUAGAACAAUGUAAGGAUGUGGGUUAAACAUGCUGGGUUGCUGUUGGUUGGCGUAUUAGUGGAGUUUAAUGUCAAUAGAACACGAAAAAGGUAUAGGUAGUCAUGAAUCAAGGGUAUAUUUAGU